CGUCAAACUGUCUGCCAGACAGUGCGUUCGGCGAGGUUGCAAGUUUAGCGACCAAAUAAUUGUUUUCUAUAUCCCGCUGUUACUCGGUAUAUCGCAAUGGCUGAUCAGCUAACAGAGGAGCAGAUUGCCGAGUUCAAAGAGGCUUUCUCGCUCUUUGAUAAGGAUGGCGACGGCACCAUCACCACCAAAGAGCUGGGAACCGUGAUGCGCUCUCUGGGCCAGAACCCCACAGAGGCUGAGCUGCAGGACAUGAUCAAUGAGGUGGAUGCUGAUGGUAAUGGAACGAUAGACUUCCCAGAGUUCCUGACCAUGAUGGCGAGAAAGAUGAAGGACACAGACAGCGAGGAGGAGAUCAGAGAAGCGUUCCGUGUCUUUGACAAGGAUGGGAACGGUUACAUCAGUGCUGCUGAGCUGCGCCACGUGAUGACAAACCUUGGGGAGAAGCUGACCGAUGAGGAAGUUGACGAGAUGAUCCGAGAAGCAGACAUUGAUGGAGAUGGCCAGGUCAAUUAUGAAGAGUUCGUACAAAUGAUGACGGCGAAGUAAAGGCCUUGGUACAGAUGUUGUAUAAAUAACUUGCCUUUUUUUUCUGUGGAAUUUAUCUGUAAAAUCUUAAUAUCCCCCCUCCCUGCUGUCCAAAGGAACUGCAUGUAAACUGCAUAGGCUCCGAGUCCCCAUGUCCCUUUCUUUUGCU
This is a messenger RNA of Oncorhynchus nerka (sockeye salmon), 694 nucleotides long. It is a transcript of the gene calm2a, whose product is annotated as calmodulin 2a (phosphorylase kinase, delta). The coding region runs from base 97 to 546 and encodes 149 amino acids. Lineage: Eukaryota; Metazoa; Chordata; Actinopteri; Salmoniformes; Salmonidae. Gene Ontology annotation, molecular function: calcium ion binding; enzyme regulator activity. The transcript is spliced from 6 exons. The record is from RefSeq and is a predicted model, not a curated record.